Oryzias melastigma (Indian medaka) is the source of this 639-nucleotide messenger RNA. It is a transcript of the gene dph3, whose product is annotated as diphthamide biosynthesis 3. The transcript is spliced from 3 exons. The coding region runs from base 69 to 320 and encodes 83 amino acids. Gene Ontology annotation, molecular function: metal ion binding. Gene Ontology annotation, biological process: protein histidyl modification to diphthamide. Lineage: Eukaryota; Metazoa; Chordata; Actinopteri; Beloniformes; Adrianichthyidae. The record is from RefSeq and is a predicted model, not a curated record.
UCAAGGGGGCACUCUUAGAUGACGUCAUCGGGAAGCGCCGUGCCGGUCCGGGCCAGAGCCGACAAAAAAUGUCGGUGUUCCACGAUGAAGUGGAGCUCGAGGACUUCGAGUACGACGAGGACACGUGCGCGUAUUACUUCCCGUGUCCGUGCGGAGACCGUUUCGUCAUCACGGAGGAGGAUCUGGAGAACGGAGAGGAGGUGGCCACGUGUCCCAGCUGCUCGCUCAUCGUUAAAGUCAUCUAUGAUAAGGAGGUCUUCAUGUCUGGAGAAACCAUCCAGGCGCCGCUGGAGUCCAAACUGGAGCGGGCCCAGUCCUGAGGUGGGCCGAGCUCUUAACCAGCGCUGACAGACACACCUGAAGGUCAGGAGCAGUCUGAGGAACGUCUCCACUGAACCAGCAGCAGGGUUCUGCAAUGGGGAGCAUUGGGUCUGACCCUGAAGAUGGCGUAUGAUGCCACGCACCUGAACAGGAAGUGGAGAAAGUGUGUGGAGAAAGGUGGAGAGUCAUGUGACCUCUCACCUUUGAACUGAUGAGGAGUCAGGGUUCAGAUCUGCAGGAUCUGCUGUAGUCCUCUGAACAAAUGAAACUGUAUGAGUCUGAAAAUGAAACAGAAAUAAAAUAAAGAGUUUAAAGUCC